Helicoverpa armigera (cotton bollworm) is the source of this 802-nucleotide messenger RNA. RefSeq lists its product as uncharacterized. The coding region runs from base 122 to 718 and encodes 198 amino acids. The record is from RefSeq and is a predicted model, not a curated record. The transcript has 6 exons. Lineage: Eukaryota; Metazoa; Arthropoda; Insecta; Lepidoptera; Noctuidae.
UUUACCGAUAUUCAAUAGGAUAAACGUGGGGUUUCUCUCGUAAAAGUAACAUAAAACACAUGAAAUUUUAUUGUUUCUAAUGUACCCUUAGAACUAUUGGGGAUAUUUUCAAGAAUAUAAAAUGAAAUUCAUAUUUGGGAUAUUUUCUCUGUUCAUCGCAACGAUCGGAGCUUUUGGACCUCCAAAAAUCGAAAUAUACGAAAUCCGCGAAAACCGAAACGGUAUUGAACUCAAAAAUUUAAAUUCUAACCCAAAAAAUAUCCAAAGAGCCGAUCCUUUACUCAAAUUGCUUAAAGGACCAAAAUUUGAGAACCAAGCGGCUAACUUUGGUAAAAAAUUGUUGGGGAAACUCAAAUCUCUGAAAGGUGAUGACAAGACCGCAAGAUUGGGUGAUGAUACUCAUAUUUAUAUUCUGAAUAGUGAUAUGUUCGAUGAUGACAGCUCUGAAGAAUCUCUCUUCGUUGAUCAAACAAGAAACGAUCGUCCUGUAGUAGCUAACAGAAAUAUUGAUACGAAUGAUCUUAAAGACAUUGUUAUGAAAAUACUGUCACCGGACCGUAAAGUACAAAGGAAAAGGAAACUCCGUCAAAAGUCGGCCGUGAAAAAACCAGUAUUGAGAGCCAGCGAUAUCUAUGUACUUGAUGAAAGACCAGCCAAUAAUCGCGAACUCGCUGAUGAAUAUAACAUUGAUCCCAACGUGAGAAAUCUUGAGGAUUAAUUGCCUUUUGAAACAGGAAGUUUUGUAUUUGGAAGCUUUCUAAAUAUCAUGGUCACUUUUUUAACUCAAUAAAGAAAUAAAUAU